Fragaria vesca subsp. vesca is the source of this 1149-nucleotide messenger RNA. RefSeq names its product TMV resistance protein N-like. The transcript is spliced from 2 exons. Gene Ontology annotation, molecular function: ADP binding. Bases 1 to 1149 code for a protein of 382 amino acids. NCBI's taxonomy places the organism in Eukaryota, Viridiplantae, Streptophyta, Magnoliopsida, Rosales, Rosaceae. Gene Ontology annotation, biological process: defense response; signal transduction. The record is from RefSeq and is a predicted model, not a curated record.
AUGGCCAUCCAAUUGAGAGCCUCUUCGUCUUUCUCCUCUGCUCCUUCCACCCGUUCACAGAGACAUGAUGUGUUUCUGAGUUUCAGAGGCGAGGAUACACGCGACGGUUUUACAGGUCAUUUGUACGACAGUUUGGUUCGAAGGGGGAUCAAGACUUUCAUAGAUAAUGAUCUUACAAGAGGAGAGGAAAUAUCACAAGCACUUCUCCGAGCCAUUGAAGAAUCAAAGCUCUCUCUCAUUGUCUUCUCUGAAAACUAUGCAUCCUCAAAGUGGUGUUUGGAAGAACUGGUUCAUAUCCUUAAAUGUAGAAGAUUAAAGAACCAAAUGGUUCAGCCAAUCUUUUACAAAGUGGAUCCCUCGGACGUAAGACACCAAAGAGGUAAAUUUGGUGAGUCACAUGCAGAUCUUGAACGCAGAUUCAAAGAUGACAUGAGGAAGGUGUUAAGAUGGAGAACAGCUCUAUCAGAAGCAGCAACUUUGUCCGGAUGGCAUUUCUCCGGCGGGUACGAAUAUGAAUUUAUUGAUAAAAUUGUUGAAAAGAUCUUCGCACAAGUAUAUGAACCUACCUAUUUGGAUAUGCCAGAGUGCCAAGUUGGGCUAGACUCGCAGGUAAAACAUAUGCUUGAAAUUUUAGAUGUUGGGGGAAGUGAUGUACGCAUGGUAGGAAUAUGGGGAAUUGGCGGAAUAGGUAAGACAACAAUUGCUAAAGCUGUCUACAAUGCAAUCGCACAUAAGUUUGAUGGCUGGUGUUUUUUGGCAAAUGUUAGAGAAGGCUCAGUGCAACAUGGAGGUUUAAUUAACCUGCAAAAUAUUAUUCUCUCUAGCAUUGUAGGGCCAAAAGAAUUGAUAAUCAACAAUGUUCAUCAAGGAACCACAUUGUUGCGUGAAAGGAUGCAACAUAAAAAGGUUCUCUUAGUCGUUGACGAUGUGGAUAGUUUGGACCAGUUGAAGAAACUAGCUGGGAGUAUUGAUUGGUUUGGUCGCGGAAGCAGAGUUAUCAUAACCACAAGAGAUAAGGGUUUGUUGACUGUUCAUGGAGUAAAACCAACAUACGAUGUUCAUGGACUAGGUCAUCAAGAAGCUAUUAAGCUCUUCAGUUCAAAUGCCUUGUUGGAUAUUGAGAAAUUGGAUGCUGAUGAGAAACCGUAG